AACGACACGAACAACCAACAGCUGUGGGCGCGCUACGAAGAGACCAAGCACAACGAUCAGGUGAAGAACGCGCUGCUGGAAGACAUCCUCACUCGCUACGACCUGCUCUGCCGCAAGCACCAGAAGUACAUCGAGGAGAACCAGCAAGAUCACGACGCCGCCCGCGAAUCGCUGGGCACCGCCACCUACUGGCACUCACAAGCCCUCAAUCUGCAACGCCUCCUCAACGAAAGCCCCUUCAUCGUCGUCCUCAUCGAUGCCGACCACCUCAUCUUCCACCCCAGCCUUCUUCGCGAGUGUGAGACUGGCGGCAGGAAGGCUGCAAUCCUCCUGCAGAAUGCCAUCAUUGAGUGGUCUACCCGCGAGGUCACCCAAUGCCCUCAACACAUCAAGAUUGUGGUCCGCGCGUUUGGCAACGUCAAGCGGCUCGGAGAUGCAUGUACCCAGGCCGGCCUCAUACCAAACCCCUUCGUCAUAGAAGCUUUCGCACGCGGCUUGACCCUGGCUCUCCCAUCCUUCGACUUUGUCGAUACAGGUCCAGCACCAACGAUUGGACAGUCGAAAGUCAUUGACAGCUUCCAUCUGUACAUCAAGGACUAUCAUUGCCGCCAAGUGCUGCUCGGAUGCGGCAACAGCACCGCCUACACGAAGCUAUUGGAGCAAUACAGCAGCGAUCCACAAGUAUGGGCCCGACUCACCGUGAUUGAAGGCGCUCCUCUCGACAAGGAAAUCAUGGCGCUGCCGCUUCAAAUCAAGAAGUUCCCCACACUUUUCCACGCGGGCAAAGUAGCGAUUCCUGGUCAGUCGAACAGCCCGAGGGAGCGCGUCGACACGCCCGGCGUGGCUUUGAACGCCACGAGCAACGUCUUUACGCCCCGCACCGGGAGCGCCGACAGUUGCGCCGGGACUGCAUCGCCUCAGCCUUUGCGCGCAGGUGGAGCGCCUACAUGGGCUGCCAUCACGACGAAAAAUGCCCACAAGCCCCUGACCGACAUUCCUCGCUCAACACCGGAACCGGCGAAUGCGGUCAAGCGGAACAGACGAGGGCAGCGCCUGGACGUCGAGCUCGAAUUUGACUACGACGAGGUGCAGCGAGUGAAGAGGCUGAAGGCGUGCAACCAGCACUUCAUCGGCGCCGGCUGCUGUCACUUCAACGCGGGGAGGAAGGAUAAGUGCCCUCACAACCACGACGUCAAGUUUACGCAGCAGGAUUUGAAAUGGCUUCGCGCUGUAGCGCGAGAGACGCCUUGCAAGCGAGGUCACGAAUGCACGGAUCCACAGUGCAUCUACGGACACCACUGUCCCUUUCCCGUGGCGACCGAAGGAACCAUGAGGGGUGAUAGAUGCCUGAACGGGGAUCUCUGCCGUUUCCCCCGGAGCAUGCACAACAUGGACACCGUGCCCGUGAAG
This is a messenger RNA of Neohortaea acidophila, 1410 nucleotides long. Its product is annotated as C-x8-C-x5-C-x3-H zinc finger protein. The annotation marks the transcript as partial. NCBI's taxonomy places the organism in Eukaryota, Fungi, Ascomycota, Dothideomycetes, Mycosphaerellales, Teratosphaeriaceae. The record is from RefSeq and is a predicted model, not a curated record. The transcript has 3 exons.